Penicillium waksmanii is the source of this 1665-nucleotide messenger RNA. RefSeq lists its product as uncharacterized. Bases 1 to 1665 code for a protein of 554 amino acids. The transcript has 4 exons. NCBI's taxonomy places the organism in Eukaryota, Fungi, Ascomycota, Eurotiomycetes, Eurotiales, Aspergillaceae. The record is from RefSeq and is a predicted model, not a curated record.
AUGGGGUCCACACACCAAUCCUGGGAGCAGAUUGUCUCCCAAAAGCGUACUGCAAGAGACCAACUACUCGCGCCAUAUUUGAUCGAUAAUAUCGAGCAUCGAGGGCCCCGGGUCUUGAAUGUUGAUCAGCGCAGUCGUUUGGAGAACGAUCCUCAAGUUCAGAAAAUCACUGAUAUUGAUAACAUCGUGGUUCUGUUACAGUAUCUUCAAAAAGGGGAGUUGACAGCGGAAUCAGUGAUCAAGGCGUAUAUCAAAAGAGCUGUGGUGGCACAUCAACUGACCAAUUGCCUUACAGAAGUUUGCUUCACAGAAGCUUUGGAACAAGCGAAGGCUCUCGAUGCCGAAUUUGAGAUAACUCGCCAGCCCAAGGGUCCUCUACAUGGUAUACCAAUUACCUUAAAAGAUCAAUUUAACGUUAAGGGUCUCGAUACCACAAUUGGAUAUGUCGGCAGGUCAUUUUCUCCAGCAGACGAAGAUGCAGUCUUAGUCCAGAUGUUAAAGAACAUGGGCGCCAUCAUCAUUGCGAAGACAAAUCUCUGUCAAAGCAUCAUGUGGGCUGAGACCGAGAAUCCACUCUGGGGACUGACAACAAACGCCCGAGACCCUUCUUUCACACCAGGAGGCUCUACCGGAGGCGAAGGACCACUGCUCGCUUUGCACGGCUCUAUUCUGGGCUUUGGAACCGACAUUGGAGGCAGUGUUCGCAUCCCACAGAGCGUCGCAGGCCUUUAUGGCUUAAAACCCAGCUUCACUCACAAUCUUCAACAGAGCAGUCGAUUCCCUUACCACGGCCUUCCCGUGUCCACCGAAGGCCAGGAACACGUUCCAUCAUCUGUAGGUCCAAUGACCCGGGACCUCGCAUCGAUCUGCUACAUCACACAGCUCGUAGCAAACGCCCGACCCUGGGAUCUAGACCCACGCUGCGCACCACUCCCCUGGAACGAACUAUCAUUCCGAGAAAUUCAACAGCGACCACUCGUCAUCGGACUAAUUCUCGACGACGGAGUCGUGAGAGUUCACCCACCCAUCGCCCGGGCUUUACAAGAAUUAUCCGCGACACUGAAAGCUCACGGCCAUGAAAUUGUGAUCUGGGAUACAUCCGACCACGCGACUGCGAUUGAAAUAAUGGAUCAAUACUACACAGUCGAUGGCGGCGAGGAUAUUCGACGCGAUAUCGAAGUCGCGGGCGAACCUUAUAUUCCCCACGUCGAAGCUUUGGUUAAUCGCGGCAAACCAAUCUCCGUAUACGAGUAUUGGCAAUUGAAUAAGCGCAAGACUGCUGUGCAUAAGAAAUAUCUUGAUAAAUGGAGUGCUGCCCGUUCGGAUUCGGGGAAGCCUGUGGAUAUAUUGUUGAGUCCGACACUGCCUCAUACGAGUGUUCCGCAUCGCAAGUUUCGUUGGGUCGGGUAUACGAAGAUUUGGAACUUUCUUGAUUAUCCGGCUUUGACGUUCCCUGUGGAUCGAGUCAGAGUGGAUAGGGACCAGGGACCCGUGGAGCCAUAUGCGCCGAGAAAUCCGGUUGAUGAGUGGAAUUGGAAUCUUUAUGAUGCGGAGCAGGUGGAUGGAUAUCCUGUGAAUUUGCAGAUUAUUGGGAGGAAGUUGGAAGAAGAGAAGGUGCUCGGGGCAGCGACUGUUAUUGAGAAGAUCUGGAAGAGCCGUAGCUAG